AUGGAGAAGCCGAACUACCAAUUGUACCGUAACACGACACUCGGCCAAGCACUUCAGAAGACGUUGGACGACUUUGUGAGUGAACAGAUUAUACCGGAUAGUCUGUCGAAAAAAGUGAUGGAUUCAUUCGACAAAUCAAUCAAUCGAAUUCUGCCGAUGAAGGCGAAGAAUAAGGUGAAUUUCCGUGCCGAGAAACUCCGAGCGUACCGAUAUUGUGACAACGUGUGGACAUUCAUAGUGGAACAAGUCGAUCUGAAAGAGGCAAUCGAUCCGAAUGGACCAGUCAAUCGGCUGAAAAUUGUCGCCUGUGAUGGACAGACGAAGGGACAAAUCGGAGGGGCGGGGCAUGCUUAG
Molecule: messenger RNA, 354 nt
Organism: Caenorhabditis remanei
Lineage: Eukaryota; Metazoa; Nematoda; Chromadorea; Rhabditida; Rhabditidae
Exons: 2
Coding region: 1-354 (117 amino acids)
Biological process (GO): transcription initiation at RNA polymerase II promoter; RNA polymerase II preinitiation complex assembly
Cellular component (GO): transcription factor TFIIA complex
Molecular function (GO): TBP-class protein binding; RNA polymerase II general transcription initiation factor activity
Source: RefSeq, a predicted model, not a curated record